Notolabrus celidotus (New Zealand spotty) is the source of this 1808-nucleotide messenger RNA. It is a transcript of the gene cd40lg, whose product is annotated as CD40 ligand. Gene Ontology annotation, cellular component: membrane. Gene Ontology annotation, biological process: immune response. The record is from RefSeq and is a predicted model, not a curated record. Lineage: Eukaryota; Metazoa; Chordata; Actinopteri; Labriformes; Labridae. Gene Ontology annotation, molecular function: tumor necrosis factor receptor binding. The transcript is spliced from 4 exons. Bases 49 to 777 code for a protein of 242 amino acids.
GUCACGGACCUCAGGCCUCUCUAGGUUGCACUGAUCCUCAUCCCCACCAUGAUAAACACCUUCCAGACCAGCUUGGCUCCACCACCAGUGCCUCCACGCCACCACAAUGGGUCUCAUCCGAUCCUCAUCCCGGCCUCGCUUCCAUCACAUGGCCACAGCAAGUCUCUCUUCCACUUUUUGGUCGGUAUGGCACUGCUGCAUUUAUUUCUGACAGUCGGAGGAUUCAUCUAUCUGUCCUACCAAAUGGACAAACAGCAUAAACCAGCUGAAGGAAGAGCAUCCUUUCUUUCACCGGAGAAGCAGAAAGCUCUACCCCUAGAAAAGCCUGGGAAAGCCUUGGCUCACUUGGUGGUCGAUCAGCAGUCACACACACAGAAAUCUACAUCCUCUCCAGCGGGUUAUCUCCAGUGGAACAGAGCCCACUCAGAUUUGAGGAACAUGAGCCUCCUCUACAAGAGCAGCUGGGUUGUAAUUCAGAAGCCUGGGAAGUACUAUGUCUACUCCAAGGUUACCUUCUCCAAGAGGGACCCUACGCUCCCGCUGUCCAGCAUGGUCAUGCUGAGGAAGAGUGAUACGGGCAUAGAGAAGGCUGCCAUGAAGGCCUACUGCAGCCUGGACAGCCACAGGGGGACUGGGUCCAUCCCUAACAUGUGUACUGCCAUGCAGGGGGAGGUGGUCCCACUGGAGAACGGACACCAGCUCAGUGUCUGGGUACAAGAUCUGUCGCUGGUGGACUACGAAGACGGAGCUACAGCGUUUGGAAUGUACGAGCUUUAGGACUCCUGUAUGAGCACGUGUGGACCUCAAAUGGAUGGAAGCUUGUGGGGCCACUUUCUAGUAGAAUGGAUUAACAAUGAAACUAAAGAUUUCUUUGCUUCUUCUUGGACCAAGAGACAAAGACUACACUCUUUAAUCAUAAUUUAUUCAAUUAGACAUAAAUGUGUACAAUAUAUAUUAUUUCAGCAAUGUAAAUAGUAAUUUGUAUUUAUUUAUUUUCAUUGUAUGGAGUAGAUGGACAUUAAGUAGAUGGGAACAUCAGACUUAAAAACAGCUAAACAGCAUCUCUUUAUCGUUAAGGAGCAUAUCUGGCUAGUGAAGCAAAGGAGUGAGGUUUUUUUAUGUCAACCAAAACAGAUGUGUCCGAAACAUUGGUAAAAUGCUUAAUGAGUGUAUUAUUAUGAGACAAACUUAUUAAAAACAAACAAGCAAAACAUUUUUUAUUGAUGGACCACCGAUACUCUUUUGGCAAACCACAAAUGGUGUAUGUUUGAUUUAAAAAGAAAUCAAACCAUCAUACUGGCUUCAAAGCAUGCAACAUUUUGUAUUCAAGCUCAGUCCAUGCCUCUUUGGUUUUGACUUUCUAGGACACAAGAAACCCACAGGAUGCAUCUUUCACAACUUCUUACAAAAGGACCACAGUUAGUUUAGCUCUCAGGAGGUGCACUAAGUUGCACAAUGUUUCCAAUGAUACAAGACCAACAAUAUUUCAUUUGAAGUUGUCCACUUUAGAAAUAACGUGCAUGAUUUUAACUGACUUUUUUUCAGAAGGUAACAGACUUUCCUUUUUUGCUGUUUCCUGUCUUUACAUAAUCUAUUGGUUUGCAUUCAUUUCCACAUGGUGUUAAUUAUUCAUCAAACUCUUGAAAUGUAAUCACAUUGUGUGAUGCAUUUCUUUUUUUAUCUUGUAAGGAAUAAGCUUAUUGUAAAAUAUUUGCCAAGGCACAAUGAAAAUCAAACUUUUGUAUAAAUUAUUGCUGAUGUAACAUUCAAUAUGAAGGGUUGCGCAAAUAAAGCAAGAUUCAAGUCUG